Messenger RNA from Melanaphis sacchari, 3207 nucleotides. RefSeq lists its product as uncharacterized. Bases 784 to 3021 code for a protein of 745 amino acids. Gene Ontology annotation, molecular function: DNA-binding transcription factor activity, RNA polymerase II-specific; RNA polymerase II cis-regulatory region sequence-specific DNA binding. The transcript has 11 exons. The record is from RefSeq and is a predicted model, not a curated record. Lineage: Eukaryota; Metazoa; Arthropoda; Insecta; Hemiptera; Aphididae. Gene Ontology annotation, biological process: regulation of transcription by RNA polymerase II. Gene Ontology annotation, cellular component: nucleus.
CUAUGCGUGCUCAAAUGCUCAAUAACGCCUGGCCGGAAAGGCGCUGCGGUGGGCGACGCGACGGCGUUCGGGACAGUGCGCGACACUCGUCCCGAACUCCCGACCGGAGCAGUGAGCAGUGAGCAGCACUCGUCCGUCGGACGCGGUCACCGGGCGGCGCUCUUGAUUUCGCGUCUCUGGCCGGUACACUUCGUGCGCCGUCGUAGUCUCACGACUCGCUCCGCCGAGUCCGCCCGUGAGCCGUUGCUCUUCGUCCGUCGUUCCGCGUUCGCUUCGGCGUCAGUGUUUCUUUUCCGUUGACGACUUCCCUUUUGUGGUUUUUAGGUUUUUAUCGUGUACGGUGUCGCGCCUGCGCGUUCGUCCGCGCAUAUCGAUUGUCAUUUGUCGGCGGUCUGGUUUCGGGCCAGAUAUCACGCCGCCGCUCGUCCUCGUCGUCGUUAACAAUUUAUUAUUAUUAUUAUUAUUAUUAUUACUAUUACUAUUAUUAUUGUGCUCUCCUCUCCGGCACAUUAUGAUAAUUAUUAUUCUUGCCGCCGCCGUUGAUAAUGAUACGUGAAAAACAACUAAUAAAGAUAAUUUAAUAUUAAAAAUUAAAAAUAUUGUGUAUCGUGCGCGUGUACCCGAUCGACUCCUACGGCGGAGUCUUUCGUCGUUCGUUUAAAUAAUCACACCUAAUCAUCGUUGUCACAUGUCUUUUGAGUGUGCGUGAACAUCUGCACUGGCACAUGGAACCUGACUUAAUAAACAUAACGAUAAAAAAGGACUUUUCAAAACAAAAAGUAAAUGGUCUAUACAAGAACGUGUACAAUGGAUUCAGAAAAAGAGAAGAAAAAUCAAAAUAAAAAUCCAAGUAGAAAUAGAGCAAACAACUCUGGAAAUGAAAAAUCAAAAAUGAAACCUGACAGUAAGUCGUCCUCUAAUUGUUCAAAUCCGGAGAGUGAAGAAGAUGAUCAAAAUAUACCUACAGCAGUAUCAACUCCAUUAGAAUUGGCUGGGUCAUCAAUCAAAGUGACUUUAAAAAAAACAAGGUCAUGUAGCAGUAGUUCUUCCAGGGAAUCCACCCAAUCAUUUGAAGUUGUAAGAAGACUUCCACCUACAGCUGAAAGUGUUUCUGGUGAAGAAGAUUGUGAAAAUCCAAAGGACUCUGAACCAGAAAAAACUUCUGAAAAAUCACCCUCUGUUGAUGAAGGUGAAAAUGAAAAAGAAUCUGAAGGAGAGUCUCAAAAUGCUAAUAGUUUUGAUGACAGUGAUGUAGAAAUAUUAUCAGAUGAUUCUCAAGAAUCAUUUACUGAAAGACCUAGUCCAGCUGUUUCAGUUAAAUCUGAAGAGAAAAAUGUAUCUAUUAAUACAGUAGUAGAUUUAAAAACUGAAGAUUUACCUCAAAAUUCUACAGUGGUUAAGAAAGAGGAAUCUAAGGUACGAUUUAAAACAUUGAAAGAAGAACUAUUAAAAGAAUCAGACUUGGAAAGUGAAAUAGUUGUCUUAAAAGAUGAUGAUGAAAAUGACAAUACUCAAGUAUCCCAACCACAAAAUGGUGUUGAAAAGAAAGAAACUAAAGAGCAGGUCAAAGAGCAAGUCAAAGAGCAAGUUAAAGAGCAAAAGGUUAAAAUCAAUGUCCGUUCUUUUGAUGAUUUAGUUGAUCCCCGUACUGCGAUUCUAAUUAAUAUGCCACCACCCGUACAAAUAGAAAGGGCACCAAAUUUUUUAGCUCAAAAUGGUGGGUCUUUUCCACCACCAUUUUUUUCAUGUGAUGUUUGUGGUGUACAAUUUGAUUCUCCUGAAUUAUUAAAUGAUCAUAAAGUAACUACAAAACAUUUCAAAUGUUCUUUUAAAGAAUGUGAACACUUAGUAGUAUCAAGUCAACAAGAAUUCCUAGAUCAUCAACGUUUAGCUCACAAUAUUAUGCCAUCACCAGUUCAGCAAUUAGCACACCAGGUCCAACGUUUACCUACAAUGGGUUUUGAUCAACAAUUGCAAUCUGGUGUACCACCAUUACCUGAGAACCUAUCUCCUAGUAUAUAUACACAAUCAUUAAGGAUGCCAAAUCAGCCAGUUCCUAUGCAACGUACCAUGCGUCCAAUGAUGAGGCCUACCAUGCCACAUAUGAUUUCUUCAAGAGGGCGUAGUGUACAAAGAGGAUCAACUAUGAGAGGAAGAACAGCUUCUUUAAAUUCAACUCCAAGAGGCAGUUCUUUAAAAAGACCAAUAACUACUCCUAGGAGGGGAACUCCGCCUAUGAAACGUACAAACUUAGAUAGAAAUUCCUAUGCAACUACCUUGAACAAGACUCCUCAGAUUGUUAAAUCCAUAGCAGAAUCUCUAACCAAAUCUGCAACCAAAAAUUCAGUUUCUCCUGCUUCACAACAAGAUGUUGUCAAUUUAUUUUCCAAACGAGGGCUUACUAUUAGCACGGUGGAUAAUGGAAACAAUUCAACUAUUCCUGCUGGACUAAGCUUAAACUCUGCUGUUUCUAUUAUACCUACAUCACCUCUUAAGGUAUCUAGCAAUGUACCUAAUAAGGUAUCUAAUAGUGUUUCUAAUACAGUAUCUAAACCUGUACCCCGUAAUAUACCAAGUCAGAGUGUGGAUACCGUUGAUUUAACUGGUCCUGAUAAACCAAAAAAGUAUUAUCCUUGUGAAAUAUGUUCAAAAACAUAUACAAGUUCUGAAAAAAUGUAUGAACAUUUAUCUAUUGCACAUAAAUCAGUUUCAUUUCCAUAUAAGUGUCACUUGUGUCAGUUUGCUACUCAAAGUCUUGAUGCAUUCAAUCGGCAUAAAUCUACUCACAAAUCUGAAAUCAAUAACAUGUCAAUGGUGAUCCCUAUUGUAGACUUAAGUAAAUCUAGUACUCUUUUCAGAAUGAGGCAAAUGGGUAUCACCAAUUACAUACCAAUUGCCCAACUGGAUAAUAAAGGUGGCCAAUUUGGUGUACCAAUCAUGACUGCUAAUAAUAAGAAUGCCCAAGAAGGAUUGAAUUUUACUAGCUAUUUCAAUUUUGGAAGUUUACGGAAUAUGCCAUGAAUAUUAGACAAGACUGUUUUGAAAUAACAUCCGUUUUGGUUGUAACUUCUGCAUUUUACUCAAUAACUGCAGAUUACACAUUUUAUUAUAAAUUCAUUAUGUAUCAAUAUAAUCUACUUGAAUUUGAUACAAUUUUAAAAUUAAUUUUUAUUAAGUUUUUUUUUUUAAAACAAAAUAGUUUCUGAG